Messenger RNA from Dalotia coriaria, 1193 nucleotides. RefSeq names its product lipoprotein lipase-like. The record is from RefSeq and is a predicted model, not a curated record. Gene Ontology annotation, biological process: lipid catabolic process. Lineage: Eukaryota; Metazoa; Arthropoda; Insecta; Coleoptera; Staphylinidae. The transcript has 3 exons. Gene Ontology annotation, molecular function: lipase activity. The coding region runs from base 56 to 1087 and encodes 343 amino acids.
CAAAUGUUUUUGCAAACUCUAAUUCAUUCGCAUAUCGCACUGUUUUAAUGUCAACAUGAAUUUAAAACUGUUUUUUGUUCUAUUUUUACCGGUGGCACUUCAAGAUACAGUUAACAACUCAAAACUUGAACAAUACCGUAAAGAUUUUAUGAAACAAUUGCUGAAUGGUAUAUCAUUUCAAUUACCAACAUUAAGUUUAUCGGGAAAGAAAAAAGAUAGCAAAACCAGCAAGAAAACCCAAGCACUUGCUGAUGAACCUGUAAAAUUCUAUUUGUAUACAAGACAAUAUCCAUUUAAUUCUUUGGUGAUUAAUAACAAUGUAUCAUUGAUAAAUCCAAAAUUACCUGUGAAAAUGUUAGUACACGGAUGGACAGAACAUUAUUAUGUUGAAUGGUGCAAAAAAUUAACAGCAGCUUAUCUGAAGAAAGGAUUAUAUAAUGUUAUUGUACUUGAUUGGUCAUCAAGGGGCGACGCAGAUUAUAUAUCAGCAUCCCUAGCAGUUCCUGAAAUAAGUACAUCCGUAGGAAACUUUAUAGCAAACAGAAUUCAUCGUGGUCGAAAGGUGCCUUUAGAAAGAAUUCAUCUAAUAUCACACUCGUUGGGUGCUCAUGUAGCUGGAUUAAGUGGACAACGUGUAAUCAAAGUUUUGGGGAAACCUUUGGGUAGAAUCACCGCUUUAGAUCCUGCUGCGCCAUAUUUUGAUUUGUUUACGUUACAAAAUGAUGAUAGACUUAGUCCUGAUGACGCUGCAUUUGUUGAUAUUGUACAUACUGAUGGUGGAUGGUUAGGAUUUAGGCAAUCACUGGGAACAACUGAUUUUUAUCCGAAUGGUGGAACUGCAGUUCAACCGGGUUGCUCAUUAUUGAAAGCUGAUGUUCAAUAUGAAGAUUUGUUUUGUAGUCAUGCAAGAAGUCAUAAAUUCUUUGUACGAUCUGUUUUAAAAAAGGACAUGAAAGCGGUACCAUGUGAUAGUUGGAGUAAAUUUGAUCAAGGCGCAUGUAAGGGUAACGAAGUUAAUUUUGGUGAUGAUGCUCCUAAUAAUAUAACCGGAAAUUACUUUCUUCGCACACCCGAAGAUAUUUCUUAAAGUAUUAAAAAAUGAUUCUUGAAGAUUUGAUUUAUAUUUGAAACUUCAAUGUACAAAUAAUGGCACUCUAUUAACAAUUAGAAUAUACUUUCAUUUAUGGAACUAA